Paramecium primaurelia is the source of this 206-nucleotide messenger RNA. NCBI's taxonomy places the organism in Eukaryota, Ciliophora, Oligohymenophorea, Peniculida, Parameciidae. The record is from the annotation of a GenBank genome assembly.
AUGAAAGGUGGAACAGCUUAAUAAUAAAUCUUAGUGAUUGAUAAAAUAUAAAUAUUAUUGAAUAAGAUAUUUGCAUAUAGAAAUUUAGCAGAGAGAAGGAUAAGGAGUUUGUCCAAACAUUUUUAUAAGGUAAAAAUAUACAAAAAUUUAUAUCAGGUAGUAAGAUAUCAUAGAGAAUUUAGUUAUUCUACAAAUAAUGGGUGUGA